This is a messenger RNA of Colossoma macropomum (tambaqui), 920 nucleotides long. Its product is annotated as granzyme B(G,H). The transcript has 5 exons. Gene Ontology annotation, biological process: proteolysis. Gene Ontology annotation, molecular function: serine-type endopeptidase activity. Lineage: Eukaryota; Metazoa; Chordata; Actinopteri; Characiformes; Serrasalmidae. The record is from RefSeq and is a predicted model, not a curated record. The coding region runs from base 64 to 789 and encodes 241 amino acids.
AGCAGCAGCAGCAGCAGCAGGUGGUUUUUACUCGCAAGCUGUGGUGACUGAGCUGCGUCGGCCAUGAGUGUGCUGCUGUGCCUGGGCGCGUUUAUACUCCUGCAAAACCUUAUGCCAGGUGGCUCUACGCGUCAAGGCAUUAUUGGUGGAAAGGAGUCGGUUCCACAUAGUCACCCCUUCAUGGUGUACAUUGUGGACAUAAUGACCGGAAACACCUGCGAUGGAUUCCUGGUGAACGAGAACUUUGUGGUGACCGCAGCCCACUGCAACGGCCGCAUUGUGGCAUUUUUAGGGGUCCACAGCACAAAGGGUUUAAUCGCCAAAAACAGUGCAUUUGUAAAAACAAUUCCACAUCCAGAAUACAACUGCUCAACCUAUGAAAAUGACAUCAUGCUUUUGAAGCUCUGUAAACCAGCACAGUUCAGUAAAACGGUGAUGCCUGUUGCCCUGCCUGCAUCUGAAAACGAAAGCUUCGGACACAACUGCUUGGUGAUGGGUUGGGGAUGCCAGACAUUUUGUAAAGAGUUUCCAUCAGAAGUUCUACAAGAGGUCAACGUCACCAUCUCAAAAACCAAAAACUGUACCGCACCUGACAUCAUGUGCUCUGAGGGCUUCAAAGGGCCUGGACAAGGUGACUCCGGGGGUCCACUGGUUUGUGGAAAUGUGGCGCAUGGGAUUGUGUCCAGUAAUUAUAAAGCCGGCAAGGACUAUGUGUCAAGAUACGUUCGCUUAACCUACCAUCUUAAGUGGAUUCGAUCUAUCAUAAAUGGGACUUAUCAAGGAUGCUAAAAGCAGAAGGAACAGAACAGAGAAGCAUGUCUAAUUUCAUUUGAUGCAUAAUUAGAGUCUAAUGCUUUGUAACAUCAGUACUCAUAACAAUUUAACCUUCUCGUCAAUUAAAUAGGGUGAAUGACUCGGGA